AAAUAAAGUGAUUCUCCAGAUGAAAUCUAAUAUGUGAGACGAUACAUCCUAAAGAGACGUUUCCUCAUAGCCCUGCCCGAUGAAUACCAAUUCGGUGGCCGCCGCUGGAAGGACGAUUGCACCUUGCUUGAAUAACGCAGUGGAGAAUUACAAUGUGCCUUCUUUUUUUCUUUUUUGGCUCGUUCCAUCCAAUCACAUCCCCCAAAUUGUAGUGACUUUAUCCUCCCCUAUGAGUCAUCCAUUCAUGCCUUGGUCUGGUAAGAGAAUAUGUUUGGUCUUAUUCAGUAACAUAGUCAUGAAUUGAUAAUGGAGAUUGUAAUGUCUGUGAACAUGUUAGCUUAUAAUGAAAAUGGUGUCAAUGAAAAUCAGUGGGUGAGUUUGUGAAAGUAAUAAUGGAAAAUAAAACAAUUAGCCAGUCCACUCUGAUCUUAUCUCUAACUGUGUGUGUGUGUGUGUGUGUGUGAUAGUAGUGGGGGUGGUCUGACUUGGUGACAUCACGAUCAGGGAGGAUCCAAAUGACCAGGAAAGUCAAUUAGAGUUAAACUGAGUUUACCAGCUGGACUCUCGGUAUAGCAUAAGAGAGAGGGAGAGGGAGAGGGAGGAAAAAGGGGAGGAGAGACAAAGAGAAUGAGAGACAGAGGAAGGGAGACACAUUUAGGAAGCUGAGGACAAGAGGGCAUUUUUGUUGUUGUUCGCAGGUUACAGAACUCUCCAGACAUAUUUUUCUUGUGCAGGUCCAUACAGUAGCUAUAUUGCACGUCUAUCUAUCUCUCCGUGUCUGAGCAGAGGUGGAAGUGUCGGCGACAGAGAGAGGGAGUUGCCUGUUUGAAGAGGUCAGGCAGACAGGGGAAAGCCGGUGGAUAUGUUUUAAGAGGCCGCUUAUCUGAAACUGACAACAGGAUGAGAGGGUGAGUGAGAGGGGAGAGCCCAGCAGUACAGGGGGAGAACCAUGGAGAGUACAGCAUCCUCAUCCACAGCCCACUCACAGAGGAGACACAGACACAGGCUAACCUAAGAGAGACAAACAGAGAGAGAAAGCGGGGGAAGGAAAGAGAGAGGAAGAGAGGUAAAAGAGUUUACUUUGUCCACUCUGUCCAACGGAGAGGGAGCGAGAGACGAUGGUUCGUAACACUGGAGCUCUAGGAUAAACCAUGGACUCUGCACACCUCCUACCACGCCUGGACCCUGAUACAUUAAAUCAUAAAGCAGUGAACGCGGUCGUCAUUCAAGAUCGGUCGCGUGUUAGCGGUGGAGAGAGAAGUGUGAGGAUCAUUCCGGAUGCAUUAGAGGUGUCCGUUUCAGAUCCACCAUGUUCACUGCUAAACUAUUGGUCCUGAUGGUCCUGCUGCUACCUCAAGCCUCGCCUGGGCGCCAGGGCUUUGCCACCGAGCCCGAUGGCAGUGAGCCGUCGUUGCCACCGUCAUCACCCACCCCCCUGGAGCCCAGCCUGGCCCAGACAAUCCAGAACCUAUUACUGAGCCGCCUGGGCCUGCAGUCCCACCCCAACCCCCGGCCAGGUGCGCCCAUCCCCCAGUACAUACUGGACCUCUAUCGCUUCCACGCCCAGCAGUACCACCUAGUCCAGGAUCCACACUUCAGCUACCCCAGCCAGCAUGUCCAGGAGGCCAACACCGUACGCAGCUUCCACCACACAGCGUCUACCAGCCCCUCACUCCCCCUUGAAAAGAGGCUGACCACCGCGAGUAACAACAAGGUCCCCAUCUCCUUCAACGUGUCCUCCAUCCCCCAGGAUGAGCGUGUGGUUUCUGCCGAGCUGCGUUUCUUCCGGGGUGGUGGGGCUAGCCUAGGCCCCGGGGCCCACAAGGUCAGCCUGUUCCUCGAUGGAGGCACUGGGGACUCUGAGCCCACUCUGCUGGAGUCACGGCUCCUCACAGGGGCCCCCAGAACCAGGCCAGCUGACUCCUGGGAGGCCUUCAGCCUCAGCACUGAACUCUUCGUAGGGGCCCACGCUUGGACCGGCAGCCUGGCCUUCCUCCUGGAGGUGACCCCUCUCGGUAACACCACCCUCCUCACCCCCCCUGACCAUGAUGCUCUACCACUCUCCACUGGGGAGGAAGGUCGCAGAGAGGGACACUUGAGGGUGCGCAGGUCUCUGGGACAGGAUGAGCACAGCUGGGCACGGGAGAGACCCCUGCUGGUUACUUACAGCCAUGACGGGCACGGGGAGCCACUAGCCGCCCAUGGCCGGAGAACCUCUGACACUGCCCAGAGGAUGAGGGGGAGGAAGCGGACCAGAGAAAGGGGCAGGAGCAACAGCAGGGACCGGGACCGGGAAAGGGACAGAGACAGAGACUGGAGCGCCAGCCCUGGCUGGGGCGGUAGCUGGGACGAGGGUGGAAGGGUGAAGCGCAAUGGUGGCCGCGCGGCGAAACUGAAGCGCCUGUCCCGCGCCCGCUGCCGCCGCCACCCGCUCUACGUGGACUUCAAAGACGUGGGCUGGAACAAGUGGAUCGUGGCGCCUAGCGGCUACGACGCCUUCUUCUGCCUGGGGGAGUGCCGCUUCCCGCUCACCCACCACAUGAACUCAUCCAGCCACGCCAUGGUGCAGACGCUGGUGAACUCGGUGAACGGAGCCGUGCCGCGGGCCUGCUGCGUGCCCACCGCCCUCAGCCCCAUCGCCAUGCUCUACCUGGACCCGCAGGACCGCGUGGUGCUCAAAAACUACCAGGACAUGGUGGUGGAGGGCUGUGGAUGCCGGUAACGGGAAACAAAAGAGAGGGAGGGAGGAGAGCGAGGGAAGGAGAGACUGAUGAGGUAGGGAAAGAGAGCAAGGACAGAACCCAGCCCAGCAGGACCAUGUGAGACAAGCGUACCUGGACCUUCUGGUGGUGGGAUGAAAAUUCUAGUAGCGGGGGGGGGGCAGGAGAGAUGGAUGAGGGAGGAAGGGAAGAGACAGGAAUGUAGAACCCAAUCCAGCAGGACCAAGUGGUUUCUAAGAAGUAUAGGUGUUGGAGGGCCACAGCUGUCAGUAGUGGAAAUAAAGAGAGGAUAGGGAGGGAGAGAGAGAGAGAGAGAGAGAGGAAAAACCAGAGACAGAAGAGCCCCCUCAGAACACAGUGCAGUGCUUCAGAACUACUGCAUAGCGAGAGAGAGAAAAGAGAAGGAGAGAAACACGAAGCAGUCUCCCACAUCCCAGUAGGGGUAGAGGAUGCUGCUGACAGAAGAAGAGAGGAACGACAGCCAGGAGUAAAGGAGAGAAUCCUCCCAUUAGCCCCACCUCUUCUCCGUCUAUAGAACUCCUGAGCUUGUUCAAUGCUCACUCGCCAGCCCUAUACGUGUCUGUAAUGUGUCUGUAUCUGUGUCUUUCCGUGCUCAGUGUGUCGCUCACAUCCUCAUUGCAACAUCAAUCUGUGAAGGAGAUGCACUCGACCAGUGGAGUCGAAGACCAAGGGGACUGGCAAGAGAUGAAGAUAUCAGUGCCAUAUUAUACUAUCUAAUACGGUGGACAUAUUAUCAAGAGUGACGUUAUAGUGCAGAGAAAGCUGUCACGUGACCCAUAUGAGGAGGAUGGAAACGUAUAACCUUUGCAUCUGUGACACCAUCCUUAAACUAACUCAUCUAAUGUAUCUGGGCCAAUGGACAGCUACCGAUCUCUCAUCAAGAGAGACAUUGACGGACACUCCUCAUAGACUAAAUAGAUGUGGACUUCUCAGACAGACACACAGACAGGCAAAUUGUCCGCGCCAAGCAUCCCGUCAUGAGAUAUUUAAAACCGCAACAAUAAUACGGAGGAAUUAUUAUGCUAUUGUUUGAAUGUACUACCAUCAUUUAUUAUUUAAAAGCUACAAUGUUUUUUGUACAUUUCCUUUGCAGAGAUUAAGAAAAAAUCUGAAAACUGUUGUCGUCAAAGUAAUUCCAUUACAUCUAACUUAAAAGUCACAUUUAGGUAUUUAAAUAGCAACCACAUAUUGUGUAUUUAACCUUGAAAAUAUUUCAGAUAUCUGCUCUCUACAAAGCCACAUUCACAGUACCGUAAUACAUGUAAAGCUGGAGCCUGCAGUCCUUAUAGUAGCUUUGGUACAGCAAGUUAUGGUGGCUUUUGGUGUCCUACACAUAAUGGAGCAGUCAAAAGCUCGAGAAAUUCCACAUAUCAAGGCUCUGUGUAUUGCAAUCCACUGAAUCGCGUAACAACAACACAAUGUCAUCCUCACCACAGGUGUCUUUUCUAGUAGAGUGCAUGUUUAAUUUUUUUUUUUAAAGAACGGCUAAUGUUAAAGCAGUUGAUUUCCAGUGCCUUUCGGGGGUUUUGCAGGUGUUUUAGAGUAUUUUGAGUAUCUUUCCAGUCAUUUGCUUUUCCCUCUAUUUAAAUGGAAGCAUUUAAACAACAGUCUGUAAAAUGUUUGACAUUGUCUGAAGACGUGGUGAUACCUGUAAUAAAACAGAGACAAAGCAACA
Molecule: messenger RNA, 4416 nt
Organism: Oncorhynchus masou masou (cherry salmon)
Lineage: Eukaryota; Metazoa; Chordata; Actinopteri; Salmoniformes; Salmonidae
Product: bone morphogenetic protein 2-like
Exons: 4
Coding region: 1310-2722 (470 amino acids)
Biological process (GO): BMP signaling pathway
Cellular component (GO): extracellular region
Molecular function (GO): growth factor activity; cytokine activity
Source: RefSeq, a predicted model, not a curated record